This is a messenger RNA of Paraphaeosphaeria sporulosa, 1494 nucleotides long. RefSeq names its product NicO-domain-containing protein. The transcript is spliced from 3 exons. The record is from RefSeq and is a predicted model, not a curated record. Bases 136 to 1431 code for a protein of 431 amino acids. Gene Ontology annotation, molecular function: nickel cation transmembrane transporter activity. Gene Ontology annotation, cellular component: plasma membrane. NCBI's taxonomy places the organism in Eukaryota, Fungi, Ascomycota, Dothideomycetes, Pleosporales, Didymosphaeriaceae. Gene Ontology annotation, biological process: nickel cation transmembrane transport.
ACAGCUUGGUACUCCUUAAAGCUUCGUACCACUCCAAAUGCCUUGUCAUCUCGAACUCGAAAAGGAGUCGUGGCCGAUUGUAUCUAUUUGAAUUCGUUUCGCGUAGUCCAUUGCAUUGCGAGGGUUAGUGUCACCAUGGAGAACCAGCCAGUAUCCCCUCACGAAAGCGAGGAUGUCGAGAUGUCAAGGUUCAAGAGCUGGUCAAACAAGGCUUCCGCGUACCAUUCGCGUGUUCCGUAUCUAAACAAGCUUCCUUUCAACGCGAUAGCUAUCAUCGUCACCCUAGUCGCUAUCAACAUCUUCGUGUGGGUAGCAGUGGGCAUCGUCUUGCACUUCCACACGCCCCUAAUAUCCACCGCAAUUCUUUCUUGGACACUGGGUCUCCGCCAUGCCCUCGACGCAGACCACAUCUCCGCCAUCGACCUCAUGACGCGGCGGCUGAUCGCAUCCGGCCAGCGCCCUGUCACCGUCGGCAUGUACUUCAGCCUGGGUCACUCCACCAUCGUCAUUAUCACAUCUCUCGUCGUUGCUGGCACCGCCGCGGCCGUUUCUUCCAAAUUCGACAACUUCUCCCAUGUCGGCGGUAUCAUUGGGACAUCUGUCUCCGCUACUUUCCUGCUCCUGCUCGGGAUCAUGAAUGUGUACAUCCUGUACAAGCUCAUCGUGCAGAUGAAGAAGCUCAUCGCCUCCACACCAGGAACUGAGCACAAGGAAUUCAAAAUUCAGGGUGGCGGGUGUCUCUUCCCUAUCUUGCAGCGGCUCUUCAAGCUCAUCGACCGCCCCUGGAAAAUGUACCCGCUGGGUGUCAUGUUUGGGCUCGGCUUCGACACCUCAUCUGAGAUUGCGAUUCUAGGAAUAUCAAGUAUUCAGGCGGCGAAGGGGACGACAAUGUGGCUGAUUCUGCUAUUCCCGUUACUGUUCACCGCCGGCAUGUGUUUGCUCGAUACUACGGAUGGUGCGCUGAUGAUGAGCUUGUAUACGAGUACACAACUGGCGAGGGACCCGAUUGCGAUCUGCUACUACAGUAUCGUGCUUACUGUGAUCACGGUCAUUGUGGCGACGGUUAUCGGGGUAGUACAGUUUCUUAAUUUGGCGUUGAAUGUGGCGGAGCCGGAGGGGAGGUUUUGGGAUGGUGUGGAAAGGCUAGGAGAGAGCUGGGAUAUUGUCGGUGGCGCUAUCUGUGGGGCCUUCGUGGUCUUUGGUGGAUUGAGCGUGUUGCUGUACAAGCCCUGGCGAAGGCGCAUCGACCGGAAACGCUUGAGGAACACGACCUUCGAACCCGUGGACGCGCAAGCUGAUGAAAAAAUCGAGGAAGAAGUAGGUACAGACGCGCCGAACUGGACGACGAAGAACAAUCCAAAGACAUUCAAUGUCAGCAUUGAUCCUGUGGAGACGACCGAUGCAGCUGGGCCCUCCGGGCUAAGGAAUUGAAGCGGAUACAAGAUUAGAUUGUAUGUCUAAGGAGACGACGCUUCGGGUAACUCCUACCGACAA